AUGUGGUCCUCUACGCAGUCCGCUGUUGCCGUCGUGGCUUCAGUGCUGAGGGUGUUCCAAGUCCACGCCCCCGUCCUGACACCAGACGCCGUCGCACAAAGGACACUGCUUCAAGAUGAUGGAGCCUCCGCUGGACCGCUUGUUCCUCAUACGCGAGGAUGCGUCGUCACCGAGACACUCAUGAUUCAUUCCUUCGGAAACAGUUAUGGCCACCCCUACGUAGGCCCCUACACCCCCCCUCAAUGCGAUUUCAACCGAGUGACGCUCAACCUCACGGUCACCGCCGCUGGCAAGCAGUUUGAUCGGCUGGCUAUAGCCUAUUUCGGUGACAUUGAGAUCUGGCGGACAAGCACGGCGGAACCAACUCCUAAUGGCAUCGUCUGGACCUAUGUCAAAGACGUGUCCUAUCUCCUGUCGCUAUUCACUUGCCCACAAACACUCAUCUUCGAUCUUGGAAAUCUGAUCAACGAAAACUACACCUCUCCAUUCAAUGUAACCUUGCAGGCAACCUUCUUCACCACUGACGACACGGAGAAGCGAGCGGAUCUGAUCAUUCCAGUCGCAGCUGAGAGAAGCACCAGCAACAAAUCCAGUAUCAGGGACGAUCGUCGAGAUAGAGUAUCGAGCACGCUGAUACUGCCGCGGAACAUCGAGCGGGCCGUCGUCACCGUCGCUGCGACCGGUCAGAUGGCCGAAGAGUUCUGGUAUUCCAAUGUGCUCUCUUCGAAUGUGGAUACCUUUGGGACCGAUUCACUCUUGGGAUACUCUCCUUUUCGGGAGAUACAAUUGUUGAUUGAUGGCAAUUUAGCUGGCGUUGUGUGGCCUUUCCCGGUUAUCUUCACCGGCGGCAUCGUCCGCGGCCUUUGGAGGCCGAUCGUGGGUAUCGAUACAUUCGACAUCCGCGAAGAUGAAAUUGACAUCACACCUUGGCUCCCGCUCCUCUGCGACGGCGAAAGCCAUUCCCUAGAACUUCGGGUUGUCGGGAUUGAUGACGACGGCAAUGGUAGUGGGUUAUUAUCUGACUCUGUUGGCAGUUAUUGGGUCCUCGCAGGCAAAAUAUUUGUCUGGUUAGACUCCGUAGGGUCGAUAACGACCGGCAGCUGGCCUCUGUCAGAUGCGUCCGUUUGCACCAUUUCUAUGUCAUCCACAGUCGGCACCACUUCGAAUGGCACAAAUUCCACCCUAUCCUACGAUGUCAACGUGGAUCGCCAACUCUAUAUCUCGUCAGAAGUGCAGACGUCCCAGGGCACCAAAGUUGCAGUCUGGCAGCAAUAUCUGACAUAUUCGAACGAGGGUAAUAUCUCUGACUUUGGAGAUGUCCAGGUCACCAGGCAGAACACAUUUGGCAGGGCUAUAUCAUCAGAAGGCUAUUCUCGUACCUUCAGCUAUCCACUCUUCGUCAACAGCACCCUCGUGCAGGAUAAGAGUGCCGACACCCUUUCCAUCGCCGCUGACCUGAGAAGGGCCCAGGCGAUUGAGAUCAACGGUCGUUCAUUAUUUCCAACCGGUUUGGAGUCCUUUGAAUGGCCCUCUACAGAAGAUGCUCGUGGACUGGGUGAUCGCUCAAGGUUCAAUGGUAGCCGCUUGACUACGAGUCAGAAUGGCAGCGCCGCAUACUUCAGUCACGGUAACACCUCCAUCAGCCCGGGCACGACGCAGCAGGAUUUCUCGCUCUACGGCAUUCAGAGUUCCGCUCUGGGAAGCGGGCCGGCAAGCCUGAUAGAAUUGUAUCACAGGCGCGUUCUCGCCGUCAAUGACACGCUGGUUCGGGACGAAGUGUCUUUUCCAACCCAAGAUGAGAAGGUUGUUUAGAGCCGGAC
This is a messenger RNA of Cladophialophora immunda, 1820 nucleotides long. RefSeq lists its product as uncharacterized. Lineage: Eukaryota; Fungi; Ascomycota; Eurotiomycetes; Chaetothyriales; Herpotrichiellaceae. The record is from RefSeq and is a predicted model, not a curated record. The coding region runs from base 1 to 1812 and encodes 603 amino acids. The transcript is spliced from 4 exons.